Messenger RNA from Closterium sp. NIES-65, 483 nucleotides. NCBI's taxonomy places the organism in Eukaryota, Viridiplantae, Streptophyta, Zygnematophyceae, Desmidiales, Closteriaceae. The record is from the annotation of a GenBank genome assembly.
AUGUUUCGAGACUCGAGAGGGGGAGGCCGUGGGGGCAGUGAGGUUGUUUUUGAGGUGCCUCAAAAGCAACACAUUCACUCCUUGUCCCCGCUUCUUGCCCCGCUGCUUAACCCCCCUUGCCCCUCCCCUUGUCCCCUCCACUUGUCCCUCCCCUUGUCCCCUCCUCUUGUCCCUCCCCUUGUCCCCUCCUCUUGUCCCUCCCCUUGUCCCCUCCUCUUGUCCCUCCCCUUGUCCCCUCCUCUUGCCCUUCCCCUUGUCCCCUCCUCUUGCCCCUCCCCUUGUCCCCUCCUCUUGCCCCUCCCCUUGUCCCCUCCCCAUGUCCCUUCCAUUGCAGACAACCCCGACAUUGCUAGGGUGGAGAGGCGGUGUAGGUACACUGAGUCAUGUGCUGGUAGUGCUUCUUGUGGUGCUGUUGCUUCAAUGGCUGGGUGGGUGGAUACGGUGGUGUGGUGGUGGAGACAGGCGGCAGGCGGCUUCAGAUGA